AUGGGAAGAGUUAAGGGAAAAGAAACGAUCCUGGCAGACUGGGGCAAUCGGAGAAGCUACGCUGAGGCCAACCCAAGUGACCUGAAGAGGCAUAUCCCCAAGACAUUCUCUGGGUCUGUUUUGUCUUGCUUGGCAGCCCCCCAUAAGGUUUACGAGUUUCUGGUUCUACUAAUAGCAAGUAGGACAUUUUGCAACAUAAUAGCCUGUGCAGAGGAGGCAGUGAAAGCUAUGGCAUCAAGGCCACUGGGGCCAGCAGCACUGGAUGAUACGUUGGCGGCACCCCUGAGUCGUGUGGAUGCAACAUUUGGUGCAUUGGCCGGGAAAGUUAAAGGUCUGAAACAGGGUCCUUUCCUCGGAUUGCUCCACCGACCCCUGGAAGGAGGAUCGGGAUUGGGAGAGGCGGACUUUCCCCAGGUAUGGGCUGAGACCAAUCCACCUGGACUGGUGAUUCAUCAAGCCCCAAUAAUUGUGGAACUUAAGGCGUCCGUGUUUCCAGUAAGACUGAAACAAUAUCCUAUGUCCUGGGAGGCUAGGCGGGGAAUUGCUGUUUACAUCAAGCAUUUGCACGACUCGGGCAUUCUGACCCCAUGCAAGUCGCCAUGGAAUACUCCACUUCUCCCUAUCCGAAAGUAUAACUCAUCCGAUUUUCGGCCAGUUCAAGAUCUGAGAGCAGUAAACGCCAGAGUAAUGGAUAUUCAUCCCACUGUACCCAACCCGUAUACUCUCCUUAGUCUGCUUCCCCCUUCUCAGGUGUAUUAUACAGUUCUGGACUUAAAAGACGCCUUCUUUGCCAUCCCACUGGCCCCACAGAGCCAGCCACUGUUUGCAUUUGAAUGGACCAAUCCUGAAGAGGAAGCUGGACAGCUCACCUGGACGCAACUCCCCCAGGGAUUCAAAAACUCCCCUACUCUUUUCAAUGAAGCCCUGAACCAGGAUUUAGAACCAUUUUGAAUCUCCAAACCACAGGUAACUCUGUUGCAGUAUGUUGAUGAUAUCUUGCUGGCAGCCCCCUCUCAUUCAGAAUGCCUGACUGCCACCAAGGAACUCUUGAGUCUUUUGCAAAAACUAGGAUACCGAGUGUCAGCCAAAAAAGGGCAGACCUGCCACACUGCGGUCACUUAUUUAGGUUACAACAUUAAAAAAGGUAAGCGCUCUCUCGGUGAACAAAGAAUUCAUGCUAUACUCGAUAUUCCUCAGCCUAAAACGCGCAAACAAGCUCGCAAGUUCCUGGGGGCAGCAGGCUACUGCAGACUAUGGAUACCUGCUUUGCUGAACUGGCAGUCCCUUUGUAUGCCACUCUCAAGGGGUCUCCGGAGUCCCUCACAUGGGAGGGAGACUCAAACUAAAGCCUUCCAAGCUUUACGAGAGGCUCUCAUGACCCCACCGGCCUUGGCCCUGCCAGAUCCCACUAAGCCAUUCCAUUUGUUUGUAGCUGAGAAAGGGGGAGUGGCUAAGGGAGUUCUGACUCAGCUCCUGGGAACUUGAGGCCGACCAGUGGCCUAUUUAUCCAAAAGGCUAGACCCAGUUGCUUCCAGAUGGCCCACAUGCAUUCGACAGAUAGCUGCCACCACACUACUAGUCAAAGAUGCAGAUAAACUAACCCUGGGACAGACGUUGUCUGUUACAGGGCCCCAUGAAGUGGAGGCCUUACUGCGGGCUCCCCCAGAACGGUGGCUGUCAAAUGCUUGGAUUACCCAGUAUCGAGCAUUGCUGCUCGACCAGCCCCGGAUACGUUUUUGUGCCCCCGCAGCCUUAAACCCAGCUACUUUGCUGCCCGAAGGACUAGGUCCCCCUCUAUAUUCUUGCCCAGAGACCUUAGCUACAGUUUCGUUCCUCCGCUCCGAUCUCACGGACAUUCCCCUACAGGAUCCUGAUAUCAACAUGUUUUCAGAUGGCAGUAGUUUUGUGUUUCAAGGGCAAAGGUAUGAUGGUGCUGCGGUUAGGACAGAGGGCAAGGUUCUAUGGCAACAGAGCCUUCCCCUGGGAACCUCAGCCCAGCGCGCAGAGCUCAUCGCGCUAACUAAAGCUCUGAAAUUCUGUAAAAACAAAUCAGUUAAUGUUUAUACGGACAGCUGCUAUGCCUUUGCAACUGCGCAUGUUCACGGGUCCAUCUAUUAAGUGCGGCCUCCUCAUGGCGAGGGCAAGGACAUCAAAAAUAAAGCGGAAAUUCUAGACCUUGUAACAGCCAUCUGGGAACCUGUGAGACUCGCGAUCAUUCACAGUCCAGGACAUCAAAAAGGCAACACCCUAGAGGCAGUCGGAAACUGCCUGGCUGAUGCGGCAGCCUGGGAAGCUGCCCUAACUGAAAGUAAAAGUGCUUUGGCACUACGGAUCUUGAUAGACGCCCUGCUUCCGCCGGAGCCCAAUUAUACUCUUAAAGAUUUGGAGUGGAUUUCAAGAAAAGGAAGAAGUAUGAUACCGGGACAAAAGUGGUUUCAGGAUCCUGAAGAUGCUCUCUUACCCAGCGGCGGCAUGAGGCAGCAUGGUCGUCUGCUCCUGAGGACUCCUCUGGGAAAAGCAAAGAUGGUGGAAUUGGCGCGGAAAAAGUUCAGGAUGCAAGGGCUGGGAAAAGAGAUCGAGGAGAUGGUUGAAAGAUGUGAACUGAGCCAGGCCAGUUUGGGAAUGCAUUCUGAAAUUAAACCAGGGAAAUACAGAUACAAGUAUCAGCUUGUUUUUGUGGAUACCUUCUCCGGGUGGGUUGAGGCAUUCCCCACUAAAUCAGAAAUGGCUCAGGUCACAGUUAAGAAGUUGCUACAAAAGGCCAUAUUUCAUUUUUUCUCAUUGCCACGUAGUAUUCCAUUGUGUAUAUAAACCACAAUUUACAAUGGCCCGGCCUUCACAGCACAGGUAUUGCAGGGUCUAGCCAGAGCGUUGGAAAUAGAUUGGAAAUUACAUCAUGCAUAUAGACCCCAGAGCUCCGGUCAAGUAGAAAGGAUGAAUUGGACUCUAAAGGAGACCUUAACCAAGUUGUCCCUUGAGACUGGCGAAAAUUGGGUUGAUGUUCUGCCUUUUGCCCUUUUGCGAGUGCGUUAUACUCCAUUUAUCAAGGGAUUAUCCCCUUACAAAAUCUUAUUUGGCAGACCUCCACCUAUCUUGCCAAGGCUAGGGGACGGCAUAAAGAAAUAGCUAGAACAGGACCACUUGUUGGCUUCACUCAUGGCCCUGCAUCUUGUACAAAAGGAAAUAACUAAGGCCUUGAAAGAAGCCUUUGUCCAUCCUCCUGUUCUUCCCCACCCCUUUCAACCAGGAGACUUAGUUUGGGUCAAGAGGCACAAGCCUGAAACCCUGGAGCCGCUCUGGAAAGGACCACAUACCGUGAUCCUGACUACACCAAUGGCUGUGAAGACAGACGGUGUCCAAACCUGGAUUCAUCACUCUCAGGUUAAGAAAAACUGUGCGGAGGCAGAAACACCCAGGACCGAUACGGGACCAGAGAACAAACAGCGAUGGAAGGUCAAAAGGCACCCAGAGGAUCCUUUGAAGAUAAGACUGAUGCGGGAAUAA
Molecule: messenger RNA, 3504 nt
Organism: Puma concolor (puma)
Lineage: Eukaryota; Metazoa; Chordata; Mammalia; Carnivora; Felidae
Source: RefSeq, a predicted model, not a curated record